AUGAAGCACCUCGCAGCUUACCUCCUCCUCGGCCUCGGUGGCAACACCUCUCCCUCGGCCGCCGACGUCAAGGCCGUCCUCGAGUCUGUCGGUGUUGAGGCUGACAACGACCGUCUCGAGACCCUGAUCUCCGAGCUUGAGGGCAAGGACAUCAACGAGCUCAUCUCUGAGGGUACCUCCAAGCUUGCCUCCGUCCCCUCGGGCGGUGCUGGUGGCGCUCCCGCUGCCGGUGGUGCUGCUGCUGGCGGCGCUGCUGAGGAGAAGAAGGAGGAGGCCAAGGAGGAGGAGAAGGACGAGUCCGACGACGACAUGGGCUUCGGUCUGUUCGACUAA
Emericellopsis cladophorae is the source of this 333-nucleotide messenger RNA. Its product is annotated as 60S acidic ribosomal protein P2. Gene Ontology annotation, cellular component: cytosolic large ribosomal subunit; ribosome. Bases 1 to 333 code for a protein of 110 amino acids. Gene Ontology annotation, biological process: cytoplasmic translational elongation; translation. The transcript has 2 exons. Gene Ontology annotation, molecular function: structural constituent of ribosome. NCBI's taxonomy places the organism in Eukaryota, Fungi, Ascomycota, Sordariomycetes, Hypocreales, Bionectriaceae. The record is from RefSeq and is a predicted model, not a curated record.